AUGCUCGGUCCCGUGUCGCGCUUUGCUGCUCUGGCUGCGGCCCUCUUGACAGCCACGCCUGUAUCAGCACUCGACUUUCCCACGACUGAUUCUGAUGCUCUCAGUUCUAUCGUGAAGCAGAUUUCCAAUGGCGUUGUCGAAUUCGAUGUGGAAGAUUAUUACGGCCUUGGCCUCUUCCCCGACCCCUAUACUUGGACGGAGUCGGCUACGGCGUGGGACUCUUUGGUAGGAUACUGGUACCUGACAGGCGAUACGACGCACAAUGCUGCAGUGCAAACGGCACUGGUCGGACAGCUGGGCCCGGCACUCGACUAUUUGCCCCCCAACCAAUCGCUCCACAUGUCGAAUUGGCGGCAGUCUAGCUGGGCUCUCGCCGCUUUAUCUGCCGCUGAGCGAGGACUGCCUGUUGAGAGCGAGAGCGAGAACGUGACUUCGUGGGAAGACCUCGCGCGAGAUGCCUUCGACACUCAAGUCCCCCGCUGGGACGACACAACCUGUGGCGGCGGUCUGCGAACCGACAUCUUCAUGUUCGGCGAUGAAUACAACUCCAAGGACUCGCUUUCUCAGUCCACCUUUUUCCUGCUAGCUGCUCGCCUGGCCCGCUUCACCGGCAACCAGACCUACGUCGACCUGGCUGCGCGGGCCUACGACUGGAUGCGUGAGGUGAAGUUGAUCGAUGAUGACUUCGCCGUGUACUACAAUGCAUCCACAACACAGAACUGCUCUCAAGUCGACGACACGCAAUGGUCGCAAGCCGCCGCGGCCAUCGCAUAUGGAAGCGCCGUCCUAGCAAAUAUCACUUCAUCAACCGAAUGGGCGGACCGCACGACCUCGCACGUGGAGCAUAUUCUCAACUACUUCUUCCCCUCAGACAUCCUAACCUCCCCCGCCUGCACGGACGCGUCAACCAACUAUUACUGCUGGGGCGAGGCGCACGCCGCCGAGGCCUCGACGCUGCGCUGGCUGUCCCUGGUCCCCGUCUUCCAGCCCACGACCCACGACAGCAUCCACGCCGCCCUCGCAGCCACCGCCAAGGCCGCCGCCGACGCCUGCACGACCACCGACGGCGGCGCUUCCGCCUCGUGCAAGGGCCUGUGGAGCGUCAGCGACGACGAUGAGGAGCAGUUCGACGACGACGACCCCAGGACCGACGUGCCCAGGAACGCCACCAUCGGCCUCGGCCAGCAGGUCGUCGCGCUCGAGGCCCUGCAGGCCGCCGGCUUCAUCCUCUCCUCCGCCGACGGCGUCAACGCGAGCUUCGUGCUCCGUACGGCGAACGGCACUACCGCCACCACCACUACUUUGAGCAGCAAUGGCGACGGCUCGUCGUCGUCGUCGAUGAGCACCGGCAGCGCGAGCGGGGCGUCUGGCACGCAGACCGGCGCCGCCGCUGCGGGUGGCCUGCUGAGGGCAGCAUCUUCGGCGUGGGGGUCGUUGGUCGUGGCCGGGUUGGUGGGUUUCGCGACGGCGGUGUUGGUGUGA
Lasiodiplodia theobromae is the source of this 1482-nucleotide messenger RNA. Its product is annotated as Glycoside hydrolase family 76. Bases 1 to 1482 code for a protein of 493 amino acids. Lineage: Eukaryota; Fungi; Ascomycota; Dothideomycetes; Botryosphaeriales; Botryosphaeriaceae. Gene Ontology annotation, biological process: carbohydrate catabolic process; fungal-type cell wall biogenesis. The transcript is spliced from 3 exons. The record is from RefSeq and is a predicted model, not a curated record. Gene Ontology annotation, molecular function: mannan endo-1,6-alpha-mannosidase activity.